Messenger RNA from Triticum aestivum (bread wheat), 670 nucleotides. RefSeq names its product defensin-like protein CAL1. Gene Ontology annotation, biological process: defense response. The record is from RefSeq and is a predicted model, not a curated record. Lineage: Eukaryota; Viridiplantae; Streptophyta; Magnoliopsida; Poales; Poaceae. The transcript is spliced from 2 exons. Bases 146 to 394 code for a protein of 82 amino acids.
CCACACUGCUUCUCACUGGUGCCCAUUCUCCUCCAUUCGCUUUGCUAGCUAGCUAACAGAGUCCCCCGUCGCAGCAGCAACAUCAGGAUAGCUUUGCUAGCUAGCUCGGUCCAGUACGUCGUCUCGGGUGAGCCAGAGCAGAUCGAUGGCGCUCUCUCGUCGCAUGGCCGCGUCCGCCCUCCUCCUGCUGGUCCUCCUCGUCGCCACAGAGAUGGGGACGACGACGACCAAGGUGGCGGAGGCGCGGGACUGCCUGUCGCAGAGCUUCAAGUUCAAGGGUGCGUGUCUCAGCAGCAGCAACUGCGCCGCCGUCUGCCGCACCGAGAAGUUCCCUGACGGCGAGUGCCACAGGCAGCACUUGGAGCGCAAGUGCUUCUGCAAGAGGCCCUGCUAGUUCGCCCGCGCGCCGGCCCCGCCCUGCCGGCCAGCACCGAGACGUCCCAUGCUAGCUCGAUCAUCCGUGCCGUUAGCUUAUAUUUGUUCCGUUCGCCACUGCGUCCACGUUCGUCGCUACUUGUUCGUGUGUCCCGCUCGGCUCGGUAGAACUAAUAAAGUAGAGAACCAAUCGGGGUCUCGCUAGUUUAGUUCGCUGUGCGUCCUGUUCGUUGUCACCUGAUUUGUGCGUGGCGAUGUACUCCAUUCAGUAAUAAAUAUGGUCGUUGUUUCAGCA